This is a messenger RNA of Fraxinus pennsylvanica, 663 nucleotides long. The record is from the annotation of a GenBank genome assembly. NCBI's taxonomy places the organism in Eukaryota, Viridiplantae, Streptophyta, Magnoliopsida, Lamiales, Oleaceae.
AUGCCUCAGAGGAAAUCAAUGCUGACGGAGAGUAUUGAUAGAUUGUCAAAUUUGAGAAAUUUGGAGGCUCUUGAUCUGAGUGACAAUUCAUUUGAUCGCAAAAUUUUGUCAUCUCUUAGUCGACUUUCUUCUCUCAAGUAUCUGAGACUCGAUGAUAUCGUCUUUUCAGAGAGAAAAAAUUACUUCAACAACAAUAGCAAUGAGUUCUCGGGCACCAUUCCAAGUAGCUUGUUUGUCAGCCCUCUAAGGUUUUUAGACAUUAGUAACAACAGUUUGUCUGGCAGAAUUCCCACAUCAUUGGGUAAUAUGACAAUGUUGAGUCACGUUUCUAUGUCUAUUAACCAACUUGAGGGUCCAAUCCCGGUCGAAAUUUGCAAUCUCGAUAAUCUUCUCCUCUUAGAUUUAUCUGAGAACAAGUUAAGUGGUUCAGUCCCAUCUUGCUUCAAUCCAUCGGAUAUAAGACAUGUCUAUCUAAACAAUAACCAAUUGGAAGGUGAGCUUACAUAUGCAUUUUACAAUAGCUCUUCUAUGGUGUUACUGGAUCUUAGAGAGAAUAAGUUCACUGGAAGUAUCCCUCAAUGGAUCGGCACUCUAUCAAGCAUGCGCAUUAUUCUUCUUGGAGACAUGUCUUAUCUCCGAUGUAUUGAAGCAAGAUGGGACUGA